Messenger RNA from Melanaphis sacchari, 2193 nucleotides. RefSeq names its product armadillo repeat-containing protein gudu-like. Gene Ontology annotation, molecular function: protein binding. The coding region runs from base 1 to 2193 and encodes 730 amino acids. The transcript has 10 exons. Lineage: Eukaryota; Metazoa; Arthropoda; Insecta; Hemiptera; Aphididae. The record is from RefSeq and is a predicted model, not a curated record.
AUGGCAGACGAGCAAGUGGAAUUAGCGUCAAAAGAUGUUUUUGUUUUAUUGGGAGUCUCUGUUCCUGAAAAUUUAGAAAUUGGAACUAAACGGCAAGAACAAGGUGAUACAAAGGACGUUGAAAACGAGUCAGUAUUUACACUCGAUGAAGAUGACAAAGUGUAUUUUAUGAAUGUUGUCGAACCACUUGUGGUCGAUGUCACACCACCGGAUGAUUUGGACAACAGUUCUACUGACAGUUUCACUCAAACUGAAAUCGAAGAACAACGAUGGUAUAAUCCAACAUUGAACACAGGACUAGAAAAAUCUGAUUUUGAAACCUUAAAAAGACUGUUAGCAGAAAUUAAGAAUACUGACCCGACAAAAACUUUAGCUGCAUUGAUCAAACUUAAAAUGGAAAAAAUAUUAGAGGGACCAUAUCAAAACAUGUUUAUUGCUUUAAACGGCUUCAAAGUGCUGAUUAAUAUACUGGAAUGUAACAACGAAGAUUGCAUGGAAAACGCUUUGAUCAUUGUACACGAAAUGUCCCAACAUUAUGGAAUCCAAUGUUCGUUAUGUAAAUUGGAUGCAGUAAAACCAUUAAUUAAUAUUUUGUUAUUUAUAAACAACUACAACGUCAAAUAUUUAGCUUCGGAAACGUUACAGAAUAUUGCCAAGCUAAGGAAAGGCAGAAAGCUUAUCCGCCUAAGUGGCGGGAUUAAGAUUAUAGUGCAAAUGAUGAACGUAUCAAAAUACGUAUUACCCAUGCAUUUAAAUAAUAUGAAUGAAACAAAUCGAGCCACAGUGGGUUUGAUGAACUGUUGUUCCGGUAUCCUUAGACAACUGUGCCGGUCUUUAAAAAGUCAAGAAGAGUUGUGGGAAACUGGGUUCGUGCAAUUGCUAUCUCAACUUUUGAAUUCGGUACAUAGCGAAACUCAAAUAUCCAUAAUGAGUUUAGUCGCGGAAUGUUGCCGUACGCGACCAGAAGUCGUUCAACAAAAGACAAAUAUAAACAUUAGAGUAUUACUAAAAGAGCUGAACAUUUUGCAGCAAAUCAUACAGUUUUUGGUUAGUGAUAUUACGCAACUUGCGGAAAAAGCAGCCGAAACGAUACUGUGCAUGUUUGACGACAGUCUUGCAAUAUACGACAUACUGCUGAAAUACAGGGGGAUGGAAACUAUAUUCAAAGCUAUGCAAAAAUUCCAGAAUGAGGAUCACGUUAUGGUGUUAGUUAUCACUCUGUUGUGGAAGAGUUCGUUGCAUACAAAAUGCAGACAAGUUAUCGAGAAAGAUCCCAUUGUAGAUUUUCUACUGGGAUUAUUAACAUACAAAUUCGAUGACCGAGUGAUCGGCUACGCUGUCGCCACCCUGUCCGAACUGUGGAAAUCUGAAUCGUUGCGGGGCAAGCUUAGACGAUUAGCCGUGCCCCAGUAUCUGGAACUACUAAAUACUAGCCUGCACAGCUUAGUGUUGGCGCACGUAUGCACCGCUCUGGGCCGAGCAUCUAGUGACCCACAAAGUAUGGAAAUAAUCGAUGAAGCCAAAGGAUUUCGAUUGAUUUUCGUGCUAUUGCCGUCCCUGGACGUGGACGAGUUCGAUAAAUACGAGGACUUUUACGAACCGCAAACGAUCAUCGCCGUUGCCGAAUGUCUGGCCAUGAUAGUUGAAAACACAAAAUUCAACCUGAACCCUCUAAAAGGAAUGUAUGAGGCUGUCUGCGAUUUGGUAGAUUUACUAACACAUAAGAAUUUGGACUUCUUAGCGGCGGUUUGUCAUUUGAUUGACGUGAUCGCUACAUUCGAAGAGAAUUUAAAAAUAAUGGUUGAUGCAGGAAUCGUUGAACAUUUAUCAAAUCUUGUAUAUACGGAGCAUACAAAUUUGAGAGCCAAUCUUUGCAAAGCUUUGGGUAAAUGCUGCAAAAUUGGUGUUACAGCGCGUAGAUUCAGCUGCCAAAAUAUUAUUGAUGAAUUAAUUAAGUACACGCAAUCAGAACACACAGUAAUUAGAGAAAACGUUCCUCUUGCGCUUAGUGGGCUAUCGGAAGAUCCAUUAAAUUGUGUAAGGAUUGAGGCUCUCGGGUUUCUACCGUUUUUGAAAGAAUGUAUACAUUCGGAUAAUCCUAAAACGGCCAUGGCUGCUGUUAACUGUUUGAGCAACGUAAGGAAAGCAAGUGCAGCUAUAGGCCAGUUUCAAGAAUGUUCAAAGAAACGUUGA